CUACCCAGAAUCAGAAGCUGAUGGGUGAGUAACAGACAAAUGAAACAGCUUUCUUGCUGUGGAUUUCCUGUCAGUUUCAGUUUUGCUCUCCUAACCCGCGUGUGUUCAUUCUGCCCACUGAACGCUGAAGUUUUCGGUAUUCUAUUUGCUAUUGGGUCACUGAGCCGGAGUGGAACCAAUUAGAAGUUCUAUAAACCCGGGUACAUAGUUUUCAGGGAUCUUUCGGCUUCCUCUGCCCCGGGACCAUGGAGCCUUCUGUGCUGUCGCUCUUUGUGCUGGGGGUUGUGGCCCUAACCGAGACCCGGGCAGGCUCUCACUCCAUGAGGUAUUUCUAUACUUCCAUGUCCCGGCCUGAGCUCGGGGACUCGAAGUUCAUCUCGGUGGGCUACGUGGACGAUCAGCAGUUUGUGCGCUUCAACAGCAGCAGCGAGAGUCAGAGGAUGGAGCCCCGGGCGGCCUGGAUAGACAAGGUGGAUGAGGAGGACCGGAACCACUGGGAGCGGAACACGCAGCGCUCCAGGGGAAAAGCAGAGAUUGACUGAGGGAGCCUGGAGAACCUGCUCGGAUACUACAACCAGAGAUGGGCGUUGCAUGCUGAUCCCGGGUCACCCCCAGCAGAGCAGGGAGGGGGGAGGCGGGUCACUCCCACAAUCAGCUGCGGCUCCCACUUGGAAUGGGGGGGGGUGCUGCACCCUAUCUUACCACGCUCUCUCAGGGGAGUUCUUGGGGGGGGGGGCAGCACCAGGUGGGGCUCUUCCUGAGGUGCUGACCAGGGCCGGGGGCGGGGCAGGGCUUCACACCAUCCAGGGAAUGAUGGGCUGUGAGGUUUCCCCUGAUGGCAGCUUCAGGAAGGGGAUUUACCAAUUCUCCUACUUUGGACACGACUACAUUGCCCUGGAUUGGGAGACUGGCUCGUAGACAGCAGCAGACACUGGAGCUGAGAACACCUUAAACAUAAAAUGAAGAUCAUAAUAGAACCUACCUCUAAGGGUCAUUGUGAGGAUCAAAUGAAACAACAUGUGUAAAGCACUUGGCAUCUAGUGGUCAAUAAAUGCUUAUUCCAUUCCCCCUUGCCCUUUCCUGAAGUCCCAAUCUUCUGCCUCUCCCAUUUCUCCUCCUAAACCACACCCAUAACCCUGUAUCUAUAAUAGUCCAAAUUUCACUUCUGUUCCCAGGCAACAGUUCUAACACUUCUAGAAACUGUUGAUUUUUCACUCCCUUCCCAACACCAACAUUCACCAACAGAUUCUUCUGAAUGAUGCUAGACACCUGCUCUUGUGGGUAAUCACAGUCACAAGCUCCCCACCAUCGUCCUCAUCUCUGUAAGUAUAAGUGGCAACAUGUUGAAGAGGGGGCAACCCCACACUUUUGCCUUAUUCUAUUCCAUUCCAAAGGCCCAAGGAUCUUCUAAAAGACUUUACACCAUUAAAAUAGUCUCAAAACUUUAUUGGGUCAUUCUCUUGGUGUGGGGAAUAAAAGCACAGAAGAAAAAAUACUGUGUUCCAACAAAGAGUAACCAAAAGAAAAAAAAUUCAGAGGAUGAAAAAAGUCAGAAAUUCUAGACUUUUUCUCCUUUACAUGUUCUGAGUCUCAGAUCUUAAUGAUCUGGAUCAGAGGAGUUAAAUAUGUGUCAGGAACCAUAUUAUAAUGCAAUUGUGGAAUAGCUAUGUUACUUGGUGGUUAGAAAGCCAGGACUAAAAACAGGAGGUCCUGAGUUCAGUUCAGACCUCAGUCAUUUCCUAGCUAUGUGCCCCUGGGUAAGUCACUUAACCCCAGUUGUCUAGCUCUUACUGCUCUUCUGUCUUGGAACCAAUAGUUAGUAUUGAUUCCAAGACAAAAGGUAAGGUGCAAUUGGGAAAUUUUUUAAAUUAUUUUUUUUACAGUUUUUGAAAUUUAUUUAGUCAAUUUAGAACAUUAUUCCUUGGUUACAAGAAUCACAUUUUCCUCCCUCCCCUCCCCCACCCUUCCUGCAGCCAACACGCAAUUACAUGUGUCCUUGAUCAGAACCUAUUUCCAUGUUGUUAGUGUUUGCAUUAGGAUGUUCACUUAGAGUCUACAUCCCCAGCCAUAUCCACAUUAACCCAUGUAUUCAAGCAUUUGUUUUUCUUCUGUGUUUUUACUCCCACAGUUUUUCCUCUGAAUGUGGAUAAUGUUUUUUCUCAUUGAUUCCUCCAAGUUGUUCAGGAUCACUGCAUUGUCACUAAUGGAAAAGUCCAUUACAUUUGAUUGUACCACAGUGUAUAGGUCUCUGUGUACAAUAUUGUCCUGGUUUUGCUCCUUUCACUCUGCAUCAAUUCCUGGAGGUCAUUCCAGUUCACAAUUGGGAAAUUCUUAACAAUAUCAAGAUACAAUAAAACAUAAAUGUGAA
Monodelphis domestica (gray short-tailed opossum) is the source of this 2368-nucleotide messenger RNA. RefSeq names its product class I histocompatibility antigen, Gogo-C*0202 alpha chain-like. The record is from RefSeq and is a predicted model, not a curated record. Lineage: Eukaryota; Metazoa; Chordata; Mammalia; Didelphimorphia; Didelphidae. Gene Ontology annotation, biological process: antigen processing and presentation of endogenous peptide antigen via MHC class Ib; immune response; positive regulation of T cell mediated cytotoxicity. Gene Ontology annotation, cellular component: external side of plasma membrane. Gene Ontology annotation, molecular function: peptide antigen binding; signaling receptor binding.